GGUCAUGAAGCAUGCAGUCAGUGGAUUUCUCUGGGCUCCAUCUCCAUCGUGCAGUGGCAUUGACUAGCCCUUGGCCGCUGAAAUCCAACUCUCCGGCAUGAACACGAUGCAUUUCACCUUUCUCUAUUUGCGAAAACUUUCAUGAAGUCACAAGCAACGACUGUUGGAAAGGCCGUGCUCAUCAGUACCCGCUGCGGACAGCACCCCCCAACAUGACAGUAACCAAGGACUCCUGCUGCAGAUGAUUGUGCCAUUGUCAAAACACUUUUCCCUUUCCCGCUCACCGACGGCAAGAAAACGAGUCAUCAAAACUCAACUAAAAGUCAUACUGGCUUUCGCAAAGACACGUUUCGUUUUCACCCAGUAAUUGCGCUUGUUGCACGUCUCUCAACCGAAACUACUGAGAAAGCGGAUCUACAUACAGGGCCAUCGCAGCGCCCUCGCCCACAGAUGACCGCUACGGUUUCAUCUGCAAUGCAGCACAUUGACUGCUCACCAGAGCUAUGCGCGAGAUAAAGUUCUAUCAUAUGGGUGAGUGUGCGUUUUCGACUGUAGUUGAGAUCUCUUGCAAACUGGAGGUGCUUGUAAUUUCAGCGAGAAGCUACAAAUGGCACCCAGACGAAGUGCUCGUGCCGCGCGAGCAGCAUGCAUGAACGUCCGCAUGGCUUUAUAGUGACUCAGCAAACGCCCCACGACUCCAAGAUGAAUCACUCUCGACUGGUGAUUUCGCGGUCAUAUGAGAAUAGAGAAAUGCUGGUUUCAGUCCAUUUUCUUCGCGCACCUGUGAGGCGCCGUGGAAUAGUAUUGCGGGGCCUCCUAGUGAGCAUCUGUGGUUUUCUGUCACAGAAGGGACCGCUUUUUGAAAGAUUUUCCGUCAUCACUCCUACUCUAUCCACCAUCAACUUACCGUAUCCUUUGUUUGCUGCUGCGCAACCGUCCCGCGAAACAACGGAUGACUUACUUGUUGAAGACGCAUUCGACAAUGAUACCCUGCAGGACGGCCGUUCAGGUCUUCGCGGGCAGAAAAGUCCCCUGCUGUCCGCCAUAGAUCUAGACUUCCCAAGGAAUUCAUCUGAUCCUCCUCUCCCUCUGGAGCAGGCAACUGAAGAUGCGUCUUACAAAUGGAUCUACCCUCGCUAUCCCGGUCAAAAGUUCUACGCCCCACGAGGCGCCGAAAGUCCACAAAUGGCUUACCAUGGUGAGGCUUACCCGAAGGAGACCGAAGGCAGGCGUAAGCGCAGCUCUUUCACGGACUUGACCCACACCCAGAAUUCCCUCACCGCUUCGCACCGGGAUACCAGCUCAGCCGCCGAACCCGAUGGGUUUGUUUCAGGGAAGGCCUCUCCUAGUAUUGGUGGGAUUGACGUUACCCUGAAGGGACGCGAACGAAAAAGGAGAGCGGGGAACAGAGAGGAUAAAAGACAUUCCUGGAAACGACGGAGGCCAAGAGUGCAGCAGCAAAAGCGUGUUCGCCGGAGAAGAAAGACGCUUGAUGCCCGUCUAGCAAUCGUGACCGCAUUACUGGUAGGCGCAGUUUCCCUCCUCGGAUACCAGCAUGUUCAGCUGAAGCGUCUGAAGAAGAAAGGAGAUACUUUGGAUGCUCUGUUGUCAGUUGCGGAUGCACUUGCACAACGGUUGCACGACGAAAGUUCGACUUCGUCAAGCACUGAAGUCUACAAACUGAUGGUGGAUAUGAUGACACAAGGACAGGCUGCCCUGGAGAGUCAUGCAGAGCUCACGACUGCGGUCAAACGCAAAAGAAGAAUCGAACAGCAAAUGGAUGCGCGGAAGAAACUCGUGGACCAUUUGAGAAGCGGGAAACAUGCACAGCGAAAGGGAGUAACACAAGAUGUUAAACACGCGAUACGAAAGAUUUCUGAAGAGCACGAAAAAGAGGUUGUGGAACUUCUUGAAGAAGCAAUGAAAAUAAUCGACAGCUUCGCUUCUUUUGCAGAGACCUAGAAUCGAUGGGUGAAGACGGGUAUAGCGAAGGCUGAACUCCACUACAGUCAAGAGCUUCGUUGCAGGCUGAAAAGAACGACUCGAGAACGAAAUGAAAGGCGCCACGAAAUACAGGGACACCCCUGAGCAUGACGAAAUUUCGUGGAGUGAUAUUCUCAAACACCAGGUCGAUGUGCUUGAUUAAAAAGGACUCUCGACAGGAGCAAAGGACGCGGUCUUUCGAAACCAGCGAAAUCCGCGAAGGGUACUCCCAGUGCAAAAGCCAGCUCGCCUGUGAAUAUGGCUCCAUCACGUAUUUUACCUAGAAAGAAAAAACAUUAAUGAAUGCCCACCAUGGCGAUUAUACUACACUCUCGUAUUCGCCCUUGUUGAUGAAAAGGCGGGCUACAUGGUGAUCUGAUGUACAUCGUGAGGCAGCGUACGUCGAGUGGGCCCGGUGCCCGCCGAUAAGGUUCUGUCUGUAUCGCGACUGCCAUCUCUCUUUUCAGAACGACAGAGACAUUUGUGGAACAAUCUGUCGCUCUGUCUAUCUUGUUCUCGCAUGCCGUGACUGUCCUUCCGGUGACGGACUGACAGGUGUGGGAUCGACUACAAAUCACGCACAAAAUAUAUACAGGCUAAAUGUCAUUUUGGAUGUUUCCUUGUCCCAUGUGUUUGUACCUCUGGGUAUAGGGACUGUUCAUGAGAACCAUCCCCUUCGUUGCGCUCGGUUGAAACUUUCGGCAAAAGAGUUGCACUAGAAUAGAUUUUCCAGUCUUCUUUCCUGUGGUACCCGUAAAGUCAG
Messenger RNA from Toxoplasma gondii ME49, 2746 nucleotides. RefSeq lists its product as hypothetical. The record is from RefSeq and is a predicted model, not a curated record. Bases 646 to 1962 code for a protein of 438 amino acids. The transcript is spliced from 2 exons. Lineage: Eukaryota; Apicomplexa; Conoidasida; Eucoccidiorida; Sarcocystidae.